Messenger RNA from Cololabis saira (Pacific saury), 715 nucleotides. RefSeq lists its product as uncharacterized. NCBI's taxonomy places the organism in Eukaryota, Metazoa, Chordata, Actinopteri, Beloniformes, Belonidae. Bases 98 to 328 code for a protein of 76 amino acids. The record is from RefSeq and is a predicted model, not a curated record. The transcript has 3 exons.
CUGCUCACCUUCAGCGGAGGAUAAAAGUCCAACUUUGUCCAGAGGAUAAAAGCACAGCCUGUUUGUGCAGGUUCAGUUUCAUUGAGACACCAGAAACAUGAGGUCCUAUCUGCUGCUGCUGCUGCUGCUGCCGCUCUGCUCAGCCAAACACAGCAUUCGCUGUUACGGCCACGACUUCCUGAUGGUGCAGAACAUGGAGCUGCAGUGCACGAGCGCGGAGCAGCAGGCCUGCUACACCACACGUACCGGAGAGAAAGGCUGCACCGUGCUGAAGAUGUGCUCCAAACCCGGCUGGACCUGCUGCAACACCGACCUUUGUAACAACUGAUGCUCCAAACCCGGCUGGACCUGCUGCAACAUCGACCUUUGUAACAACUGAUGCUCCAAACCCGGCUGGACCUGCUGCAACACCGACCUUUGUAACAACUGAUGCUCCAAACCCGGCUGGACCUGCUGCAACACCGACCUUUGUAACAACUGAUGCUCCAAACCCGAUUGGACCUGCUGCAACAUCGACCUUUGUAACAACUGGAUACAGCAGCUGCUUGUGUUUGUGGGGGGGAGGGAUGGAUGGAUGGGUGGAUGUUUAACAUCUCUGGACUUUGAGUCAUCAGUCGUAUUUGGGCAUUUCUGGACUUUACUUUGUUAAAUCUAAGCCUCUGCUGGUUUGUGAAUGUUGAAACUUUUGUGGCUGCAGAAUAAAAGCUGAAAUUUU